Messenger RNA from Centruroides sculpturatus (bark scorpion), 864 nucleotides. RefSeq lists its product as uncharacterized. Gene Ontology annotation, cellular component: extracellular region. The transcript is spliced from 3 exons. The annotation marks the transcript as partial. Gene Ontology annotation, molecular function: chitin binding. The record is from RefSeq and is a predicted model, not a curated record. Lineage: Eukaryota; Metazoa; Arthropoda; Arachnida; Scorpiones; Buthidae.
UUUGAAGUAUUGCAAUUUAAAUCUGAUUAUUUUAUUCGUUUGUCCGUAGGUGUUUUUCAAACUAGGAUACAUUCUCAGAGGCCUUCAAUUAGGAACGAUCUGGAUACAAAUCUUAUAGAUCUUGACGAUAAUAUCCCCGGAAGAGCGGGUAUAGACUAUCCCACAUAUCAUACUGUGCCCAAAACCAAUUUUAAAUGUUUACGUUAUGAAUUUGCGGGAUAUUUCGGAGACCCGGAAACCGGAUGCCAGGCAUUUCACGUUUGCUUUCCGGAUGGAAGAAAUGCCAGUUUCCUGUGCGUCAACGGAACAGUGUUUCACCAAAGAUAUUUCGUAUGCGACUGGUGGUUUCAUUUUAAUUGUUCUCAAGCUCCGAAGUUUUACGAGCAAAAUAAGUAUCGUCGUCCACCUUUACCCGUUCUUCCUCCUGCGCCUAGGAAGAUCUUAACCAAACCUAUACCAGAACCGAAAAAAGUGGUUCCUCCCAAACCUCGAACACCGAUAAACAGAAGCACUAACAAACCGGGAAUUACGAGAAAGAGAGAGGAUCCUAAACAGAAAUCCAAAAAUUGUUAUUGCCCAUGUCGAUAAGAUGCGAGUUGUACUGUACAUUUAACAUCCUAACAAAUUUUACAAUUAUUAUCCUUUUAAUUUUAUAUUUUAAGUGAAUUUAAUAACUUAUAACAGAUAAUUUUCUUUCUCAAAAGGAAAUGAAGAAUCUCUCUUUUAAAUAAUUAACCCAGUAGAAAUUUUCCUCUUUUUAUUUAUAGUCUUAAUAUGUCCCAUUUUUCUCAUAAUGAAUGCUAGUUUUUUUGGAAAAUAACAAUAAUAAAAUUUAAUAUAUGCUGUAUACUCUUAAGCAUUAAA